GAACAGAAUCAAACAAAGAAACUACCACUUGAUUAAGAGUCGGACUUUUCCAAGGCCACACAUGCAGUAAGAGGAGCAAAUCUUCCAGCACAGGGUUGAGAUUUCAAAAGAAUUGCAGCCCAUCCAAGCAGCUGAGACAGGUGUCCAGCCUCCAUGCUGCCUCUCCUGAAGGUCACCCUCUUUCUACUCUCCUCCUGCUUCUCAGCAGGAGGAGGCAGCCCCCUCAGUGAAGGCCUGUGGCUGUUGAAGACUGAGUUUGCCCUCCACCUCUACCGAAGUGCAGCAGCAGAGAGAAAUGGCACAAACUUCGUCAUCUCACCUGCCAGUGUGGCCCUCUCCCUGGAGAUCCUGCAGUUUGGAGCCAGAGGCAACACUGGCUGGCAGCUGGCAGGGGCCCUAGGGUAUACUGUGCAAGACCCAAGAGUGAGAGAAUUCCUGCACACUGUUUAUACCACAUUGCACAACUCCAGUCAAGGCAUCGGGAUGGAGCUGGCCUGCACCCUGUUCAUGCAAACUGGAACAUCUCUGUCUCCCUGCUUUGUGGAGCAGGUCUCCCGGUGGGCCAACAGCAGUCUGGAGCCAGCUGACUUCAGAGAGCCUUACAGCACUACCACGGAGGCCUCCAAAGUCACAUCCAGACAGAGCACAGGUGAAGGCCCCGGUAGCCCGCUGUGGGGCCGAGCUGGUGCCCUGUCUACUCAGCUCUCCAUCAUGAGCACCAUGGCCUUCCAGAGCACCUGGCAGAAGAGGUUCUUCUCCGUGGCCUCGCAGCCCCUGCCUUUCACCUGUGCUCAUGGCCUUGUACUUCAAGUCCCAGUGAUGCACCAAGUGGCAGAGGUCAGCUAUGGCCAGUUCCAGGAUGCUGCAGGCCAUGAGGUAGAUGUUCUGGAGCUGUUGUACCUGGGAAGGGUGGCCAGUUUACUCCUGGUGCUCCCCCAAGAUAAGGGAACCCCUCUGGACCACAUUGAACCACACCUCACAGCCAGAGUCAUCCACCUCUGGACCACAAGGCUGAAGAGAACCAGGAUGGAUGUGUUUCUCCCCAGGUUUAGGAUCCAAAAUCAGUUUGACUUAAAAAGCAUUUUAAGAUCGUGGGGUAUCACUGAUCUUUUUGACCCACUCAAAGCUAACUUGGAAGGAAUUUCAGGCCAAGAUGGCUUUUAUGUUUCUGAAGUAACCCACAAGGCCAAGAUGGAGCUUUCAGAGGAGGGUACCAAGUCAUCAGCAGCCACAGCUGUGCUGCUGCUGAGGAGGUCUCGGACUCCUGCUUUUAAAGCAGAUCGACCCUUCAUUUUUCUUCUGAGAGAACAUAGCACAGGGUUUGUCUUCAGUAUUGGGAGAGUUUCAAAUCCCCUUGACUAAAAUAGCAGACCUCAAGAAUGUUCUAUCUAUGUAUGCUUUCCUUCAUAAAUAUUUACAAUUUCUUUUAAGGGUAUGUGAUUUCCAAAUAUUAUUAAUCUAAAAAUAAUUCAAUUAAAAAAAUAAUUUGAAAGUUUUUUUUAACCUCGGUUAUUCGAAAUCUAAAAAUUCUAACCUUUUCUACUAUUCCCUCCAAACCACUAAAAGGCACAGCAGUGAUCUAUGAAUGUGUGCAUGAGUCAGGACACAGGAUCACAGCCUUAGUAAAAAUGUGCACCCUGUGAGAAUGGAGAAUGAAGUGCCAGAUAGCUGCAUCCUGUGCAAAUAAAGGGGAAAGAAAAUGGAGUACAGUCAUCUUAAGUCUGUUUCCUCUCCAGUUAGCUUCUAAAUAAGUAUGAGAAUCAGAGAGCAGACUAAGAGAUCCCCUCUGAAUCAUAUCAUAAACUCAUGUAACCAUGGCAUGGGACCAAAUUACGGCAUACUAGGCAUUUCCAAAUAUGAUAUACCCUAAAGCUACCACACCCUAAUAGCUAGACUUGAAUGCCAUCUAAAUCCUGUAAGAAAGACUGAAAAGGUGUUAAGAAACCAAUAAUGUCCCAACUCAUCUACUUUUAAAAUUGUUUUAAAAACUGCCCAUCUGUCUACCUGCCACAGACAAAGGUAUUGCCAUUGUCCAGGUAAGAGUGGAGUAUAUUGGCAUGGCCAACAAAAAUUACGAACAUAUAGUUAAAAAGACAAUGCAAGCUAUGUAACACAUAAUU
This is a messenger RNA of Arvicanthis niloticus (Nile rat), 2120 nucleotides long. It is a transcript of the gene Serpine3, whose product is annotated as serpin family E member 3. The record is from RefSeq and is a predicted model, not a curated record. Gene Ontology annotation, biological process: negative regulation of endopeptidase activity. Gene Ontology annotation, molecular function: serine-type endopeptidase inhibitor activity. NCBI's taxonomy places the organism in Eukaryota, Metazoa, Chordata, Mammalia, Rodentia, Muridae.